UUACAUUUCAAUUUAGAUAGUUGCACUCAUUUUUUUUUUAUUGUUUAUUUCCAGAUAUACGACAUCCGGUGGUUGGGAGUUCGUGAAAAGUUUGAAUGUUGGACGAUACCUAGCCGGUGCAGUGACUUUGAAUGGUAAAAUUUACGUAGUGAGCGGUACAUAUAAUAAAGGGUGCUUAAAAUCUGUCGAAUGCUACAACCCGGAUUCGAAUACUUGGACUUCUUGUGCGGAUAUGAUAAAUUAUUACCAGCAACCUGGUGUAGCUGUACAUAACGGUCACAUUUAUGUUGCACGCGGUAAAAGUUUUGAACGUUACGAUCCUCAGCGAAACAUGUGGUCUCAGCUUUGCUCUUUGAAAGGUUUCUAUAAAACUUUAGUAUCGCUGGACAAUAAACUAUGGACUAUUUGGGAGCUCUCAAUAUUAUCGAAUGCAUGUGUAUCAGUCUAUGACGAGUAUAAUGACCGUUGGAAAGAAAAGUGCUCAACUCCCAACAUUUCCAUGCCUAAAUGUUUUGUUGUGCCAGAAUCCUUACUGUCCGACGACAAUGAUUAAAAAUUGUACCUUUUUUUAUUGAAUAAAUUCUU
Molecule: messenger RNA, 585 nt
Organism: Bactrocera oleae (olive fruit fly)
Lineage: Eukaryota; Metazoa; Arthropoda; Insecta; Diptera; Tephritidae
Source: RefSeq, a predicted model, not a curated record